AAUUGCAGCAAUGUUCUUACCACUAAGUACAAGCCGCAUCCUCACGAUACUAUGAGGGCAGCUCAGUGGAUGGGCACCAAAACUAUUGAGAUCGGGGUCGUCCCAAAGCCAACCAUCACUGCAAGUAAAGAUGCCAUUGUCCGCAUCACCCAUUGUACCAUCUGCGGAUCUGACCUGCACAUGUAUGUUGGCGAGCUCAAUUCGGCAAUGCAGAAAGGUGACAUCAUGGGCCAUGAGGCCAUCGGAAUUGUCGAAGACAUCGGUUCCGGGGUCAGUAAGCUCAAGAGAGGUGACAGGGUGAUCAUCCUCCCAGUCAUCGCAUGUGGAGAAUGCUUCUACUGCCAACGACAGGAGUACUCUCUGUGCGAUGCUACAAACCCUAGCAAAGAGAUGGAGGGCAUGUGGGGACAUCGGCUCUCUGGUAUCUUUGGCUAUUCUCAUCUUACUGGAGGAUAUCCUGGAGACCAAGCAGAAUGGUGUCGCGUGCCUAACGCUGACUUGACCUGUGUCCGGGCUCCAUUGGAUGUGGACGCAAGGAAAUUGGUCGCCCUUGCCGACGUUACGCCCACAGCAUGGCAUGGUUGUGAACUUGCCGAGGUCUCAAAGGGAGACAUCGUUGGCGUCUGGGGCUGUGGCGCGAUUGGACUCUCGAUCCAGGCAUUGUCCAUCUUCCGUGGUGCGAAGAAAGUUUAUGCGAUGGACAAGGAUCCUCACCGUCUCGCCAUAGCCCGAUCUCUAGGAGCCAUUCCCAUCAACAUCAACGAGCAUACAGAUGUUACCGAGUACAUCCUCUCCAUAGAACCUCAUGGACUGGACAGAGGUAUCGAAGCCAGCGGUUUCCGAAGCGAGACCUCUGUUGCUCACACGCUGAUGCGCAAGGUUGGCCUUGAAGGCGAUCAAGGCGAUACCGUCACUUCCAUUAUAAAAUCCACCAGGAAGUGUGGCAACAUCGCCCUCAUUGGUGACUUCUUCUUCAACACAAAUCAAUUUCCUAUUGGUAUGUUGAUGGAGAAGACGAUCACUCUGCGUGGUGGCCAACUCAUGGCACAAAAGUACUUUCCCUAUCUCCUCGAUAUCGUGGUCAGCGGCGAGUACGAUCCAUCAUUCGUUAUCACCCAUACCGACAAGUUCGAGAACAUCUCCGAAAACUAUGCGCUUUUUAACGAGCACAAGAUCCCUGGCGGUUUGAAAGUAUGUCUGGCCACAGAGUUUGGUAGAUCCCUUGAGCUGUCUGGUUAA
This is a messenger RNA of Aureobasidium uvarum, 1239 nucleotides long. The record is from the annotation of a GenBank genome assembly. NCBI's taxonomy places the organism in Eukaryota, Fungi, Ascomycota, Dothideomycetes, Dothideales, Saccotheciaceae.